GAUUCGCAGCGGAUCGGUAACGGAAUCGUGUGUGUUUUGGCCAUAUCUCUGUAUAUAAUAAAAAUGCGUCGAAUCCGUCGGUGGUUAUGUUAAGUGCCCAAAAGAAAAAUCUAUAUAGCAAAAGCUGUGAAAAUAGAAAUCAGCCAUAAUGGAGUUGACUUUGGUCACGUUAAAUUGGUUCGAUGUGAUUUCCGUGGCGCUGACAUUUCUGGUGAUAUUUCUGGUGCAAGUGCUCAACGUAUAUUUGCAUAUACUCAACGAUAAAGCCGAUAAUAAUGCCAAGUCCAUCGAUGUGGUUGACAAGGCGCGCAAGGAAUGUCCGAUACUGGAGUCAUCCGGCUCACCGAUAACCGCGACGCCGCCAAAGUCACCAACGAGCUCCAAUGGCAAGCUGCUGGAGAAGCAAGCCAGUUUGCUGGAUAACGAUAGCGGCAUCUCAUUGAGUUCCAUCAGCAGCACCACCUGUGCGUCGAAUCCAUCUCCAACACACCGAUAUUCACACAAUGGUUUCCACACUUUCCCCUCGCACACGCUCAGCUUUGAGACCCUGGGCGAUGAGUAUCACGAGGAUGAGGAUACACUGUCGCUGGAGAAUUUGUUUCCAUGCGAUCAAACCGAGAUCUAUGCCUCCAAGAAGAUCAGCUUCAUCAUUGACGAGCUCAUCCAGACGGAGGUGAACUAUGUGAACAAUUUGAAGAAGGGAUUGCUCAACUAUGGCCAGCUGAAGGAUGUGGAGGAUGUACCAGAGGGUCUGAGUGGUGGCCAACAAAAGCUGCUUCUGGGCAAUAUUGCAGAGAUACUGGAGCUCCACGAACAGGAGAUUCUGCCGUUGAUGUUGCGCAAUCAGCGGGAUCUCAAGGGUCUCUUCGAUGAGUUUGCCAUACACUUUGAGAAAAACCGCUUCUAUUGCUAUGUAAGCUUUACCAUGGGCAAGAAAUCCUCUAUGCAGCUGCGACAGGAGCAUCGGGAGUGGUUGCAGACCUAUCAAACUUCGAUAAAAGACAAGCUGGGCAUCGAUAGCUUCCUAGUUCAACCCAUCCAAAGACUGACCAGAUAUCCUUUGCUCUUGCAGCAAUUUAUAUCGGAAUUCUACAAGAGUGGAAUUAGCUGCAAGCCUGUCCUGACGGCAGUUUGCAAGCUGGAGACGCGCAUGAGACGUGCUCUGGAUGUGGUCAACCAGGCCGAGGAGAUACCCAAUAUAGAGGAGCUCAAUGAGCUGGAUCUUCUGCAAUUGGGCAACUUCCGUCGAUCUACAGAGUUCGAUGCCCAUCACUUUCCCACCCGCAAAAAGUAUCGGGCCAAGAUCUUUCUCUUCGAUCGCAGUUUGGUUUGCACCGAAGUCCGUAAGAAAAAGCUGUCCUUCCGGCAGCACUACCUCUGGGAGCAUGUGGAGCUGCAGCGACCCUUGGAGCUGGCCACCUCCAAUGCCAACAAGACCAUCAAUCUGCUGGUGAAGCAGCAGGAGGGAAGUAGCUCCACAAGUGCUUCCAGUGGCAAGCGGGAGGAGUUCUCCUUUGUGGCCUCCGAGGCGGCGGUGGUGAAGCAAUGGCUCCAGGCCACCCACAAGAUCAUUGAGAUUGCGAGGAACGAGCAUGCUCGCAGGAAUACCUUCAGUCUGCCCAUGGAUCUGGUCAUCGGUGUGGUGAUAUCCAUUUGGCUAAUAUGGCAGUACUUGUAGGAGAUAUCGCAACCAUAUCCCUGUUCCUGUUCCUGUUCCUGGUGACCACACACCCCACUCCACAACCCAUCCCAUCUAGUUCGUAGAUUUCUCAGAAUAAAGCUAAGUUAUUUCGUAGUCUUGAA
Drosophila serrata is the source of this 1803-nucleotide messenger RNA. RefSeq names its product kalirin. Gene Ontology annotation, molecular function: guanyl-nucleotide exchange factor activity. The record is from RefSeq and is a predicted model, not a curated record. NCBI's taxonomy places the organism in Eukaryota, Metazoa, Arthropoda, Insecta, Diptera, Drosophilidae. Gene Ontology annotation, cellular component: cytoplasm.